AUGGAGGGCAUGCCCAAGAUGAACAUGCAGAUGAGCUUCCACUGGGGAAAUGAGGCCACAAUUCUAUUCACUGGGUGGCCUAACCAAACCACUGGCAUGUACAUAUUGGCACUCUUCUUUGUGUUUGUGCUGGCCUUUGCUAAGGAAGCUUUGUCUGUGUGGCCCAUUAUUAAACAAACCACCAAUCCGAUGGUGGCCGGGAUUGCUCAGGCCUCUGUUUACUCUGUUCGAGUCGGCAUGGGCUACUUGGUCAUGCUCGCUGUCAUGUCUUUCAACGUCGGGAUCUUCAUAGCCGCGGUGGCAGGCCACACCUUUGGGGACUUGGUAGUCAAGGCCAGUUCUCUAGCUCUGGCCAAACCUUCCCAGCCUGAAGUCUGA
Prunus persica (peach) is the source of this 378-nucleotide messenger RNA. RefSeq names its product copper transporter 1. The transcript has a single exon. Gene Ontology annotation, cellular component: plasma membrane. The record is from RefSeq and is a predicted model, not a curated record. The coding region runs from base 1 to 378 and encodes 125 amino acids. NCBI's taxonomy places the organism in Eukaryota, Viridiplantae, Streptophyta, Magnoliopsida, Rosales, Rosaceae. Gene Ontology annotation, biological process: intracellular copper ion homeostasis; copper ion transmembrane transport. Gene Ontology annotation, molecular function: copper ion transmembrane transporter activity.